Messenger RNA from Puma concolor (puma), 1015 nucleotides. The record is from RefSeq and is a predicted model, not a curated record. Lineage: Eukaryota; Metazoa; Chordata; Mammalia; Carnivora; Felidae.
AUGGCCCAGCCAGGUGCAGCGUACGCCGCCGUCCGCAGCCCAGCGUACCUCCGCUUUGGGGGCAGUGACGCGAUCCACCAGCCCAGGCUCUUUCCUCGCAUGGCAGCAGCUCGGACGGCUUCUACCAAAUUUAAGACGCGCACACCGUUGGGCGCCUGCAAACGGAGAGGUAGUGACGGGCACUGGAACUGGUUCAGUGAGUCAGGAGGUUCCCCGCCAGCUGGGGAGUCAGGGGCCCGAAAAGCUGGAGGUACACACCAGGACCGGCAGGAGGAGGAAGGUGCUGUGGGCGGGCUCUCGGAAGCAGGGAAGCAUUCCCUCCCUGCAGAUGACUGUUCCCACAACCUGUACCUAUUUGACCAAAAGGAAUGGGUGUGCAUGCACUACAAGUGGCACAUAAAAAAGCAAGCGAGGUCCCCAAAGGAGGAAGGGUACAAGCUGAUGUACGGCAUGCUCUUCUCUAUCCGCUCCUUGAAGGACGGCUUCCUGGCCUUCCAAACUAGCCGUUACAAACUUCAUUACUACGAGACUCCCACUGGGAUCAAGGUUGUCAUGAAUACUGACUUGGGCGUCGGACCCAUCCGAGAUGUACUGCAUCACAUCUACAGUGCGCUGUAUGUGGAGCUGGUGGUGAAGAAUCCCCUGUGCCCGCUGGGCCAAACUGUGCAAAGUGAGCUCUUCCGCUCCCGACUGGACUCCUACGUCCGCUCUCUGCCUUUCUUCUCUGCCCGGGCUGGCUGAAGGAAGCACUCUACCUCACCCUCCAGGAGACUCGCUGUCUGCCUGGGGCGCUGCCUAACCUGUUUGACAUGAGGGCUCCCACUGCAUGCCCCUCUACCCCCUCAAGCUCCCCAGCAGCCCUCCCAGGACAGCAGCCUAAAGCCCUCCCUGGUGCCCUCCCGGCCCAGGUAGGAAGCCCGCAGGAAUCCUCACACCUCCAAACCAGGCCCUCUCCAGUUUUAUCUCCUACCUGAUGCUGCAAAAGUACAGAAUAAACUUUUGGUAACCCUUUGCA